GUGAAGGCGCAGGAGUCGUAGAUGAGCCGCGCGCACAGAUCCUGCAGGUCCAGCUCGGUGGUCUGGUAAGAAGUGAGAAAACAUGAAGUCCAGGAGUCAGGACCAGAGUUUGUCAGACUCCAGAGAGCUGGACAGAUCUUACGACCCACUGACAGGUAAUCCUCCAUCCAAACCCAAUAAAAAGACCAUAAAGCAGCGCUUCCUCAAACUGCUCCCCUGCUGUCGCUCUGGCUCCAGCCCUUCAAUUAAUCAAAGAAGUAUAACCGAUGAGGAUGAACUGUCAACGGUGUGUUACAGACCGGAGGGGAUCGACCGUCUCGUACAGCAGACCAACUUCAGCAAGAAAGAGCUGCAGGUCCUUUACCGAGGAUUCAAAAAUGAGUGUCCCAGCGGUGUGGUGAAUGAGGAGACAUUUAAAAACAUCUACUCCCAAUUCUUCCCUCAGGGAGAUUCAAGCAUGUAUGCACAUUUCCUCUUCGAAGCCUUUGACACCCAAAACAACGGAGCGGUCAGCUUUGAGGACUUCGUCAUAAGUCUGUCCAUCAUCUUGAGAGGGUCCAUCACGGAUAAACUCAACUGGGCCUUCAAUCUGUACGAUCUCAACAAGGACGGCUGCAUCACCAGAGAGGAGAUGACAGACAUUAUGCACUCCAUCUAUGACAUGAUGGGGAAAUAUACCUACCCCAGCAUGAAGGACAGCGCUCCCAAGGAUCAUGUUGAGAGCUUCUUCCAGAAAAUGGACAGGAACAAUGACGGCGUGGUCACCAUUGAGGAGUUCCUGGAGACAUGCCAAAAGGAUGAAAACAUCAUGCAGUCCAUGCACAUGUUUGAUAAUGUGAUAUAAAGCUCGUCGGGCGCAGACAGGAGAUUUCCCGCCUGAUUGGAGCUUCCCUGUUGUACGGUUCUUCAGCCCCCAGCCAGAGUGGGUGGUGUCUGUAGGCCUGUACAGAGCGGUGACCAGAGGAUAUAUAGUGUACCAAACCACCUUUUCCUAAAUUAUAUCAAUGAACAGAUUGAAUGACUCGACUCACGUGAAAAGGACUUUUAGAAUUUUUUUUUUUUUUUAUAGUAAAUAAAGGCACUGAAAGGUGGAUUCUGGUGUUUUAAGCUUUUGAUUGAUGUUUAAGAGCAGCUUGAAGAACAGCUCAAUAUCAAUAAGCAUCAGUGAACUGAUGCAUCAAGAAAACAGCAGAUAUGCAACUGCAGUUUCAACAUCCUACGACUUUUUCACUCAUACAAAUGAUGAUUAUUUCUUUAUUGCAUGUAUGAUACACAUGAGAGGGAGAGAGAGAGAGAGAGAGACUGAACGAGCAACACAUGGAGCCAAUGGAAUAACGCGUUGUAGAGUAUCACACACUUUCUAUACUCACAGUGACACUACAGUAAGGGACAACUCUAAUUAUGGGAAGUCUACAUUUUAGCAAUAAUCUUAAAGUAACAUGUUGCAAUCAAAUCGUCUCCUCAGUGUUCUUAUGGAGCUCACCUCACCUUUAUUAUACCACUGUAUAUUGUGUCUGCAUGAUGUGUCUGUUUUGACUGGCCAUUGAAAUGUUUAAUUAAAGUGUGGCUAUAUUUUCUAUAUUGACAUGGUAACAACGAUGAUGAAAUUGAAUAAAACCACAAAGUUGCUAUGCAAAAGUGCAUUAAUUUAUAUAUUAAUGACUUUUUUCUUGUUUUGGAUUUUUCAGCCACAGGUUCAGAGGCCAUCCUCAGCAUUUAUAUGUUUUUUUCUUUUUUGAGAAAU
This is a messenger RNA of Seriola dumerili (greater amberjack), 1744 nucleotides long. RefSeq names its product Kv channel-interacting protein 2-like. NCBI's taxonomy places the organism in Eukaryota, Metazoa, Chordata, Actinopteri, Carangiformes, Carangidae. Gene Ontology annotation, molecular function: calcium ion binding; potassium channel regulator activity. Gene Ontology annotation, biological process: regulation of potassium ion transmembrane transport. The coding region runs from base 83 to 844 and encodes 253 amino acids. The record is from RefSeq and is a predicted model, not a curated record. The transcript has 9 exons. Gene Ontology annotation, cellular component: voltage-gated potassium channel complex.